GCCUGAGGCAGAGCCAGCACAGCAAACCGAAACCAUAUAAAUCUCUAUCUUGCGAAUCAUAAAAACAGCAGAGAUUCGAUUAUAUUGAAAGAUUUCAACUUCUCAAUAGCUAAUCACUUCACGUCCCUUCGAUUCUACUUUUCCUCAAUUGCCAACCUUCAUUCCAACAAUUUCUAUUCCGUCCCGGAAUCAUCCAAUCACUGGAUUUUGGAAUAUAAAGAUCCGCUUUUCUCUCUCAGGCAAUAACAAGAGAGAAGGAGAAUCCUUUUCUUGCUUUCGUUCUAUCCCAAUAAGGUGUUCGUUGAUGGUCAUCUAAGCUGUUUCUCUCCAUAACUGUGAAAGAUGGUUGCCUUUGGGAAAAAGUUGAAGGAACGACAAAUUCAAGAAUGGCAAGGAUAUUAUAUUAACUAUAAACUGAUGAAGAAAAAAGUGAGACAGUAUGCGCAACAAAUUGAAGUUGGAACACUAGAUCGCAGGCAUGUUCUCAAGGAUUUCUCAAGGAUGCUAGAUAAUCAGAUUGAGAAGAUUGUCCUUUUUCUCUUGGAACAACAAGGGCUACUUGCAAGUAGGAUUGCCAAGCUCAAUGAAUAUCAGGAGGCUCUUGAGCAAGAGCCAGAUAUAUCUCAAAUAACCCAAUUACGAGAAGCUUAUAGAGCAGCGGGGCAAGAUUUGUUAAAGCUUCUCUUUUUUGUUGAGAUAAAUGCUAUUGGUCUGCGUAAGAUCCUGAAGAAGUUUGAUAAACGCUUUAGAUAUAGAUUCACCGACUACUAUGUGAAAACCCGUGCUAAUCAUCCUUAUUCCCUGCUGCAGCAAGUGUUUAAGCAUGUGGGUUUAGGAGCUGUUAUUGGAGCCAUAUCUCGCAAUCUUCAUGAACUUCAGGAACAUCAGGGAAGCUACUUAUCCAUCUAUGAUCAGCCUGCUCUUCCCUUCCAGGAUCCUGUUGUUGAUUCACUGAAAGCAGCCGUUGACAGGCUCAGUCACUCAACAAACUUCCUCAACUUUUUGGCGCAACAUGCACUCAUUAUGCAAGAAGAGCUGCCUACUCCCACUGAGGAAUGUGCUGAUGAUCAAAGAUACCAUUUUAUGUCACUUUUCUUGAACUUAGUGAACACAUUUCUUUAUAUGGUCAACACAUAUAUAAUUGUCCCCACAGCUGAUGAUUACUCAACAAUGCUUGGAGCUCCAGCAACAGUUUGUGGUGUUGUGAUUGGGGCAAUGGCUGUUGCCCAGGUGUUUUCUUCUGUGUAUUUUAGUGCCUGGUCAAAUAAAUCAUACUUCAGACCUCUAGUAUUUAGCAGUGUUGUUCUUCUUGUGGGAAAUGCCAUGUAUGCAAUGGCACUUGAUUAUCGGUCAAUAACACUUCUUUUAGUUGGCCGUCUAUUCUGUGGAUUUGGUUCUGCUAGAGCUGUUAAUCGGCGUUACAUCAGUGAUUGUGUGCCAGUUAGAAUUCGCAUGCAGGCAUCCGCAGGUUUUGUUAGUGCCAGUGCUCUUGGGAUGGCUUGUGGUCCCGCUCUUGCUGGCUUGCUUCAAACUAAUUUUAAAAUUUACAAGUUUACGUUCAACCAAGUCACUUUGCCUGGCUGGGUUAUGGCUGUGGGUUGGCUUUUAUAUCUCAUACUGUUAUGGAUCACAUUUAGAGAACCAUCUCACGAGACUGAAGAGAAAAAUGUAUCACAGGACAAGGCUGGACCAGGGGAAAAUGAUGUGCUUGAGAAGGGUCUUAAACAACCAUUACUGUUGAGUUCAGAAGGCAAGCAUGAGGAUGAAAAUGGUGAUGGAGAAUGUGAUGAUAGUGAAGAAGCUCCUGAGGAAUCUCGACGACCUGCCACUUCAAUUGCUUCAGCAUACAGGCUACUUACACCUUCUGUAAAGGUUCAGUUGUUGAUAUAUUUCAUGCUAAAAUAUGCCAUGGAAAUUUUACUCUCUGAAUCUAGUGUCAUUACCUCGUACUACUUUGGUUGGUCAACAAGCACAGUGGCAAUUUUUCUUGCAUGUCUAGGCCUAACAGUUCUGCCAGUAAAUAUUAUUGUUGGAAGCUACAUUAGCAACAUGUUUGAAGACAGGCAAAUUUUAUUGGCAUCAGAAAUUAUGGUUUGCAUAGGAGUACUCUUGAGCUUCAAAUUCGUAAAUGCAUACACUGUUCCACAGUAUGUCUGCUCAGGAUUAAUCAUGUUUGUUUCUGCUGAAGUACUUGAAGGCGUGAAUUUGUCUCUGCUAUCUCGAGUGAUGUCAUCCAGGCUUUCCCGUGGAACCUACAAUGGUGGACUACUCUCAACUGAAGCUGGGACGAUAGCUCGUGUGAUUGCUGAUGCCACAAUAACCCUGGCUGGGUACUUAGGCCAGAAUAGGCUCCUGAACGCCACCCUUAUUCCUUCGCUCUUCAUUUCUGUGGCCUCCAUUAUUGCCACCUGUUUUACCUACAACUCGCUCUAUUGAUUUGUAAGUUGUACAAAUUAGUCAUUUGAUUAGUGAAGUCCAGCUUCUCGAAUUUGUUCUUUUUAAAAAAAAAAAAUCUUUUUUUUUUUUUUCAUUUUUUUGUUAAUAUUUUCUUGUAUCAGUGUUUAAUAUUGUAAGAUACUAGUUCAUUGAUUCUCCUAUUCGAUUGGAAUUGAAUAAAGUUUCUGAAAAUUUUCAA
Hevea brasiliensis (rubber tree) is the source of this 2635-nucleotide messenger RNA. Its product is annotated as SPX domain-containing membrane protein At4g22990. Gene Ontology annotation, biological process: transmembrane phosphate ion transport from cytosol to vacuole. The record is from RefSeq and is a predicted model, not a curated record. Gene Ontology annotation, cellular component: plant-type vacuole membrane. Gene Ontology annotation, molecular function: transmembrane transporter activity. NCBI's taxonomy places the organism in Eukaryota, Viridiplantae, Streptophyta, Magnoliopsida, Malpighiales, Euphorbiaceae. The coding region runs from base 343 to 2436 and encodes 697 amino acids. The transcript is spliced from 12 exons.